Messenger RNA from Rhopalosiphum padi (bird cherry-oat aphid), 1205 nucleotides. RefSeq lists its product as uncharacterized. The coding region runs from base 404 to 859 and encodes 151 amino acids. The transcript has a single exon. NCBI's taxonomy places the organism in Eukaryota, Metazoa, Arthropoda, Insecta, Hemiptera, Aphididae. The record is from RefSeq and is a predicted model, not a curated record.
UCGAAUCUGGUAGUCAAAAAUUAAAAGAAAAGUUCAUGAAAUGUCAAACUGGUGUGUUUCAAAAAUUUUUAAAACCUUCAAAAGAAAAUAAUCCAAAUACAGUAGAAUUGCAAUGUAAAAUUGAUGUCCCAUUGCUUCCUACUAGUACUUCCUCUUUGAAUGAAAAUGAAAAUUAUUCCGUUCUAAGUCUUGAUUACGAACAAGAAAUGUCUAGAAAUAUUAAUGUAAAUAUAAAUUAUGAACAAGGUAUAACUAUUAAUUCAAAUUUUAAUAAAAUGAUGAAGUUUUUCAAAAUUUCGAAUGGCCUAGUAAUUUAAGCAUUAAGGACGGUUUACACGUAACGACUUAUUGUACGUUUUAUCGUUUUCCAUCUCAGUUUCAACUGUAUUUCAGUUAUGACGAUAUGGAAGAAGCACUGUUGUGGUUUUUUACCAUAAUAUCCCUAGUACAGAUGCAUCAGCUUACGAAGAAAAAAAAGAGAAAUAGAAGAAAGUGGUCAAGGAAAUGGCUUUUAAAAAGAAGUCAGUACUCCCAUAUCAAUUUACUGAAGGAAUUGAGUAUUGAAUCUAUGGAUAAUGACUGGCGCAAUUGUUUGCGUAUGGACGCUAUGACUUACACUCGAUUGUUGGAACUGGUAACGCCAUACAUAAGGAAAGAUGACACUUGUAUGAGAAAAGCUAUUUCACCACAAGAAAGGCUUUCAGCAACUUUAAGAUUCCUUGCUACAGGGAGAAGCUAUAAAGACUUGAAGUUCACUACCAUUGUAUCUAAAUCAAGUUUAAGCAAAAAAAUUCCUGAAACAUGUAAUGCAAUCUAUCAGGUUCUAAAAAAAGAUUACUUAAAGGUUAGUAAAUACUAAACAUUUUAUUCUUUAGAAGUAUUAACUUUAAUUUUUUAAUAACAAAUUACAAGUAAAUUCAAUUUUUUAUCAAAAAAAAAAAAAUACUUAGAUGGUCGUAUAAUAGUAAGACAAAUAUUUCCUGAUAUUAUCAUAGCAAAAAAGUAGUAGCCUUAGUCAUUUCCACCUGAAAAAAUGGUUACAUAUUCUGCCAAGGCUGAACCAGAAGCAAGUGUAGCUGGUGGUGUGUUAUUGAUGGAUGAUCCUUUCAUGUUGCUUUGUAGUUUGUUGAAAUGCUCCGGUAUGAAGAUGUGGAUAUACAACUUGACGAGGAAAUUCAGUUUGUGGUUGUUGAUAUUGAAAUGAU